AUGAAACGAACGCCAUUUGCUCUCUUGUUGGUUUUCCUCGCAAUAAUUCCACUCCACUUUGCUUCCCCCGAGACAUUGCCUUCAACCAAGUGCCAUGAGCAGGAGCGGUCUGCCUUGUUAGAAUUCAAGCAAUUUCUCUUCCGUGCAGCGUCGGAAAUUUGCCUGUUUUCGGGCCACUCGUCAAAGCUAGAAUCGUGGAAGCUGGAAGACGGGGAUUGCUGUAGCUGGGAAGGGGUGGAGUGUGAUGAAGGGAUGGGCUACGUGACCGGCCUCGACCUCAGCCAAAGUUGUCUCUGGGGUUCUAUCAACUCGAACGCCGGCCUCUUUCGGCUCAUUCAUUUGCAAAGCCUCAACCUCGCCCUCAACGACUUCAAUAACUCUCAAAUACCAUCCUCCAUAGGUGAUCUAGUGGAGUUGGCGAGCCUGGACCUCUCUAGAUCCAGCUUCGGUGGUCAAAUCCCGUCACAACUCCUAGAGCUAACUAACUUGUCCUCCCUCGAUCUUUCUGGGAACAGCAGACUGGAGCUGAGGAAUCCCAGCGUGGAGAUCGUCGUUCAGAGCUUGACCAAAUUGGGACACCUCGAUCUUAGCUGGUUGAAUGCACCGGCUUUGAUUCUUGAUGCCGUCGCAAAUUUAUCUUCCUUGACAUCACUUGUGCUCCGAUUCUGCAACUUGCCAGGGACACUCCCAACAACCAUCUUCGAGCUGCCAAGGCUACAACUUCUUAAUUUGGAGGACAAUCCACAGCUAAACUUAAUUGCUAGUUUCACAGCCAUUAAAUGGUCAAAUCUUAUGACAUUGGACCUUAGGUACAAUGAUAUACAAGGAUUACUUCCCACUCCCCCGAAAGUCAUUAAAGGCUAUCUUGUCUCAAAUAACCAGCUAUCUGGAGAAAUUUCACUGGAGAUGUGCCAGCUAAGCUCUAUCAGCAUGCUUGAUCUGUCCAAGAGCAAGUUGACUAGUAUUAUUCCGCCAUGUCUAAGCAAUUUGAGCGAGACCCUUUCGACCUUGAGUCUGCAUGGCAAUGAUUUAUAUGGAAGAUUUCCUGUAUUGCAAAAUGACGUUUGUACGUUCAAUAUGAUUGAUGUGAGGCAUAACCGACUACAAGGGUCACUGCCAAGGGGAUUAGUUAACUGUAGCCGUCUGGAGUUUCUCAAUUUCCGAAAUAAUCAAAUCAUCGACACUUUUCCUUCGUUAAUGGGCUCACUUUCUGAUUUGAAGGAGCUCAUUUUGAGUUCCAAUAGAUUUCACGGGGCCAUAGGGGAACCUGAAGCUCCUGACCAGUUUCCUAACCUUCGAACUGUUGAUCUGUCCCUUAACAACUUCUCAAGUAGCCUUCCAUUUGAAUACUUUGGUAUUUGGAGAUCCAUGAAAGUCCACUAUGCAUAUGAUGCAUGCUACUAUGAGAAUUAUGUGCCCUCUUACCUCCCUCUCCCCCAGAACGGGGGAGAGUACGACUUCCCAAUGACAAUAAUGAACAAAGGCAUUGCAAUGGAGUACGAAAAAAUAUCGGGAUACCUCACUGCUAUUGAUCUUUCGAGCAACAACUUCAUCGGGGAAAUCCCGAAUUCUGUUGGAAGUUUAACUGAACUUCAUAUGCUCAAUCUCUCCAACAACGCUCUCACCGGCUCCAUCCCUACAAUUAAACAAGUCAAUUUCCUUGCUUUCUUCAAUGUGUCGAACAACCAUCUUUCUGGGCCCAUACCUCGAGCAAACCAGUUCACUACAUUCGACAAUGACUCUUAUGGAGGGAACUUAGGAUUGUGCGGAGUUUCUCUGACACAGAAAUGUAGAAAUCCUGUCGAAGCGCCACCGGCACCACCAUCUGGUGCAUUGGCCAAAGAGGAUCCAGGGACCUGGUUCGAAGAACUUGACUGGAAAAUUGUCUUGGUGGGUUUUGGAAGCGGGCUGGUGAUCGGCGUGGUGAUGGGACACAACACAACCCCGAGAGUUCAACAUUGGUUCGUGAAGAAGCUUUUUGGGCAAAGGCAGAGGACCAGAGCCACAAAAGGAGAAGGCAAAAUGUUGCAACAGCAUGACAUUCCACAUUAA
Molecule: messenger RNA, 2052 nt
Organism: Rhodamnia argentea
Lineage: Eukaryota; Viridiplantae; Streptophyta; Magnoliopsida; Myrtales; Myrtaceae
Product: receptor-like protein 43
Exons: 3
Coding region: 1-2052 (683 amino acids)
Molecular function (GO): protein binding
Source: RefSeq, a predicted model, not a curated record